AUGAAUCUUGCUAACUUUUCUUACUUCUCGGGCAUGUGCAACAUGACGGCGGAGUCGCAGCACUCGCCAGCCGAGGCUGCCAGUCCAGUGGUGGUAUCACCCAAUGUUAGCCUGGACUCGCCCAUACCUCAAUCUCUGCUGCAUCAGGCUCGAACCAAAGAUGGGGUUCUCAUCAAGUCGGAACCGCGGGGGAGCAGUCCCAACACUGACCGGGAGGAGGGAGUGUCUUUGGGUCAAACCGAGGAGCAUCUGCCGCCAAGUGGGAGUCGACGUAGGAAAAGGCCGGUACAGCGGGGAAAGCCUCCAUAUAGUUACAUUGCCUUAAUUGCCAUGGCCAUAGCCAACUCCCCUGAGAGAAAACUCACGUUGGGUGGUAUCUAUAAAUUCAUCAUGGAACGCUUUCCCUUUUACCGUGAGAAUUCCAAGAAGUGGCAGAACUCAAUACGCCAUAACUUAACUUUAAAUGACUGUUUUGUAAAGAUUCCAAGAGAGCCCGGGAGGCCAGGUAAAGGCAACUACUGGACAUUAGAUCCUGCAGCUGAAGACAUGUUUGACAACGGUAGUUUUCUGCGGAGGAGAAAGAGGUUCAAGCGAACUGACGUGAGUACGUAUCCCGGCUACAUGCAGAGCUCCAGCGCCUUUACGCCAGCACCAAUGGGUAGACCGACAUACCCUAACACGCUGUAUCCUGGAAUGGCAUCCGGCUACGGCUCACAGCUGACAGGGUCUCCUCACCCAGCCAUGCUUCAUCAUUACCAGGCAUCGGCCGGGGUCGGUCAAGGACAGCCGAGGAUGUUCAGCAUCGACAACAUCAUCAGUCAGCAAUCGGUCAUGCAGAGCGGGCCUGGAGGAGAGCUCAACCCUCAAGCGCUGGGUUUGGGCAGUGGCGACCUGGGGGGCAUGUCGGCCAGCUGUUCAGUCACCGGCAAUGACUCCUCAUGCUUUCAAACGCAAUCUGUAAACCCCACAGCAAACAUGCUCAGUAGGAACAGUGGCGCCCUAACAUCAAAUCUCACGUCAGGGUACCCUUACACCACAUCGGCCUCACCGCCUCACUUACCUACAGUCUCACAAUCCGGUUUCUCACCGGGUAGCUCACAGGUGUACUGCACAGGCAACCGAAUCUCGCUACCUCCUGUGCGCUCUGGAUCUUGUGCCGAACACACAGAACAGCUCCUUGGACUAUCUGGCCCUGCAAUGAACUCGUAUAACAACUCUUACAUGAGACAGACCAACUUUGCGUCAGGCCUUGAGCGGUAUAUGUAA
This is a messenger RNA of Clupea harengus (Atlantic herring), 1266 nucleotides long. It is a transcript of the gene foxe3, whose product is annotated as forkhead box E3. The record is from RefSeq and is a predicted model, not a curated record. Gene Ontology annotation, molecular function: RNA polymerase II cis-regulatory region sequence-specific DNA binding; DNA-binding transcription factor activity, RNA polymerase II-specific. NCBI's taxonomy places the organism in Eukaryota, Metazoa, Chordata, Actinopteri, Clupeiformes, Clupeidae. Gene Ontology annotation, biological process: cell differentiation; anatomical structure morphogenesis; regulation of transcription by RNA polymerase II.